Messenger RNA from Rhinocladiella mackenziei CBS 650.93, 888 nucleotides. RefSeq lists its product as uncharacterized. Gene Ontology annotation, molecular function: nickel cation binding. Lineage: Eukaryota; Fungi; Ascomycota; Eurotiomycetes; Chaetothyriales; Herpotrichiellaceae. The record is from RefSeq and is a predicted model, not a curated record. Bases 1 to 888 code for a protein of 295 amino acids. The transcript has a single exon.
AUGGACGCGGGAGCCCUCCGAGCACGCAUCCUCGAGCUCGAGGCCGAGCUGCAAACUACAAAUGCCCUGCUCCGGCGAAGACAGGGAUCAAGCUCGAACGCGGGAAUCAAUCCUUUUGCUGCCGCCGUAACAAUUCCUCUAGGGCCAUCGAUGCACAAUCUGAUGCUCCUUUCAGACUCUGCUCUCCCACUGGGCUCAUUCGCGUACUCGAGUGGCUUAGAGUCUUUCCUCGCUCACCACAAACCUUUCCCGUCCGGCCAGACAAGUCUGUCACUCUUCCACAAAUUCCUCGAGCUUUCAAUCCAGUCGGUCGCGUAUACAAAUGUCCCAUACACCCUUGCCGCGUUUCGAGACCCGCUAGAGCUCAUGGAUCUGGACAAUGACCUCGACGCCUCGACUCCGUGCAAUGUCGCACGAAGAGCCAGUAUUGCCCAAGGCCGAGCCUUACUGAGCGUCUGGGAAAAGGCGUUUGCAGCCACUGCAAAAUCCCAGUUCGAGGAAGGAGUAGAAUCUGUCACGGCAAUUGAAGUGUUUGCCAGAGACCUCAAAAUUGCAGCGGUAUCUCCGGACCCUCUACCAGUCAAUGGUCAUCUCGCACCUCUUUGGGGUGUGGUCUGUCUUGCCCUUGGUUUGAACCUGGAAGAAGCGGGAUAUUUGUUUCUCCUGAAUCAUGCCAAAGCGGUAUUGAGCGCCGCAGUCAGAGCCUCCGUUAUGGGACCGUACAUGGCGCAGAGCAUCCUAGCGGGACAUGAAUUGCAGGAUUUGAUCCGGCAGUCCUUGGAGAAGGUCUGGCUCCGCCAACCUCAGGAUGCCGGACAGGUGGUCCCAUCUAUGGAUUUAUGGGUUGGAAGACAUGAGAUGCUGUACAGCCGGAUUUUCAAUUCGUGA